AUGGCCGAACAAACGGGCUCUAUCCCCGCGUACAAGACAGCGUUCUUGAACUCGUGCUUGUCUGCGAAUGUUCUGACUUUUGGGUCUUUUACUCUUAAGUCUGGUCGGCAAUCCCCUUACUUCUUCAACGCCGGAUCUUUCCACACCGCACCUCUCGUCUCUGCGAUCUCGACCGCUUACGCUCAUACAAUCAUUAACUUCCUUCGUGAAAACCCUUCCGUUCCUAAGCCGGAUAUUAUCUUCGGUCCCGCAUACAAAGGAAUUUCUCUCGCAUGCUGCACCCUUCUCGAGCUCUACCGUAUCGAUCCGCAGACCUGGUCGGAUGUUUCCUACAGCUUCAAUCGCAAAGAGAAGAAAGACCACGGCGAAGGUGGUGGUAUUGUUGGCGCUGCGCUGAAGGAUAAGAAUGUUCUUGUGAUUGAUGAUGUGAUCACCGCUGGGACUGCGAUGAGGGAGACGAUUGACCUCGUCAAGAAGGAGGGUGGAAAGGUCGUUGGGUUCGCGGUCGCGCUGGACCGCGGUGAGAAGAUGCCUGGGCCGAAGGAGAAGGGGGGUAUUGAUGAUGGAGAGCCCAGGAUGAGCGCUAUGGGCCAGAUUCGACAGGAGUAUGGGGUGCCGACGGCGAGUAUCGUUACGUUGGAUGAUUUGAUUGAGUUGUUGAAGGCGAAGGGUAACAAGGGAGAUUUGGAGAGGAUGGAGGAGUACAGGAGACGGUACCGCGCCAGUGAUUAA
Messenger RNA from Paecilomyces variotii, 732 nucleotides. RefSeq names its product phosphoribosyltransferase-like protein. Bases 1 to 732 code for a protein of 243 amino acids. Gene Ontology annotation, cellular component: cytoplasm. Gene Ontology annotation, biological process: pyrimidine nucleotide biosynthetic process; pyrimidine ribonucleoside biosynthetic process; 'de novo' pyrimidine nucleobase biosynthetic process. Gene Ontology annotation, molecular function: orotate phosphoribosyltransferase activity. The record is from RefSeq and is a predicted model, not a curated record. The transcript has 3 exons. Lineage: Eukaryota; Fungi; Ascomycota; Eurotiomycetes; Eurotiales; Thermoascaceae.